Molecule: messenger RNA, 879 nt
Organism: Aspergillus pseudonomiae
Lineage: Eukaryota; Fungi; Ascomycota; Eurotiomycetes; Eurotiales; Aspergillaceae
Product: putative cellulose-binding GDSL lipase/acylhydrolase
Exons: 5
Coding region: 1-879 (292 amino acids)
Molecular function (GO): hydrolase activity, acting on ester bonds
Source: RefSeq, a predicted model, not a curated record
AUGGCCAGCGCCAUCUCCACGGUUGCUGCGCGGCCGUGGCCGAGAGCUGUAAACACUACAAGUACUUACUUCUUUACAUUUGGCAACUCAUACACGCAGACCGGCUUCAGCACCACUGGAGAACAACCCUCUCCUUCGAAUCCCAUGGGAAACCCCACCUUGGGAACCGGCACCACCACCGGGGGUGAAAACUGGGUUGGCUAUCUGACGACGGCGGAGAAUGCGUCCCUCGUCCUCUCGUACAAUCUAGCCGUGGGCGGUGCGAGCAUUGAUAAUUCACUCGUUCAGGGAUCCACAGACGUGGACCUUGUCUCCCAGGUCGACAUCUUCGACCAAACAUACAGCAACAAGCCGGCUUCUGCGCCCUGGUCGGCGGAGAAUUCCGUGUUCGGGUUCUGGAUUGGAAUCAACGACAUCGGCAAUGCAUUCUAUAACACCGAUGCCGACACGUUCACCCCAACGUUGAUCGCACGGCUUGCUUCGCUGGUGGAGCGAAUCUACAGCGCUGGAGGUCGCAAAUUCCUUUUCCUCAAUGUGCCUCCUACGAGCCGAAGCCCCAUGUUCAUUAACCAGGGCGAGGCCACUGUUGAGCAGCAUGCCGCUUAUUUGGCCGUUUAUAAUAAGAAUCUUGAGUCGAUGGUGGAGGGGUUCAAAACCAACCAUACAGACGUUACUGUCGCACUCUACGAUUCUUGGUCGUUCAUGACAAAGGUCCUUGAUCGUCCCGCAGACUACGGUUUCCCCGAUGCUACUUGCAUCAAUGACGACGGUUCCUCCUGUAUCUGGUGGAAUGACUACCAUCCUUCUGCGAAAUAUCAUCAGCUCCAGGCGGAGGAUAUGAAGGCCGUUCUGCAACCUCUGGGGGCAUGGGUAGCUUAG